CCUGAGCAUCAGUGUAUUCACAGAGUUAGCGGAGUAUGACACUGAGGAGCUCUAUAUCCUAAACAUUCAUAGACUGACAGCAGAGAUAACGCUGAACAGAAGGAAGCCGUGAGCUCUGCUGCAUAUUUGUCCGCCAGCCAUGGACUGCACCAGUUCCAACCCCAGUCCCAGACCGCUGCUUCACCCAGGGUUGCUCAGUGCAGCUGGCCCUCAAGAAGGGAUGCCACCUGCGGUACCUAUGCCCGCCUCACUGCUGCGCCCCUCUUCGCUGCUGCUGAGAGCUGCUGCCGCCGCUGCUGCUUGCUCCCCGAGAAUGGCGAUAUCCCUUGACAGAGCUGGUGGGGGCUCCCUGUACACACGGACCCCCAAGUGUGCCCGGUGCCGGAACCAUGGGGUGGUGUCAGCGCUAAAAGGGCACAAGCGCUUCUGCAGAUGGAAGGACUGUUCCUGUGCCAAGUGCACACUGAUUGCGGAGAGGCAGAGGGUGAUGGCUGCGCAGGUGGCGCUCAGGAGGCAGCAGGCACAGGAGGAAUGUGAGGCACGGGGGGUCCAGCAUUACGUGUACCCCGGAGGGGGCGAGGCGCCUGGGCACAGAGGCCACACUUUACCUAUGUACAGCCAAGAGGGCAAUAAAGAUGAAGCAUCUAUAAGGCAGAAUUCAUUCUAUGGAACAAUGUCCAGACCUGCAGUGUCCACCCAUUGUAUCUCCCAGCCAACUACAACAGGCAGCACAGGUCAGAUAUUAAAGUCUUCAGGAUCUGCAGUGUCAAGCAAGGAAGAUUCUGUUCAGUCUCCUGUAUCUGAAGAGAUAUCAGAAGGUGCUGAGAGUCCAAGAUCACUGUCAUCGUCAGACUUGGAAUCAGGAAAUGAAAGUGAGUGGCCCAGAGAUCUCAGUGCUUCAAAUUCUAAAGCCGUAGUGGCAUCUUCUAAGCACAGAGAUCCCAUGGAGAUUCUUAGCAAGGUCUUCCCAAACUACAAACAGACCAGUCUACAAAGCAUUUUGCACCACUGCAAAGGAGAUGUAGUACAAGCCAUAGAGCUGGUUUUAAAUGGAAAAGAUCACAAACAAGAUACCAGAGACACUGAAAGCCCAUCCAGAUCAGAACAAAGUACCUUUCUAAAAGAACCAACAUACAGCUUUUCCGGCGUAGGCUUUAGUACUAAAUCUGCAUUUUCCCCUCUCCACGCAAACCCAUCUCCUGUGAGAGGUGACACCAACAUGUUUAACCCUAGACUUGGACUUAGUCCACUGAGGCUAACAUAUUCUACAUCUAAUAGAGGAUUACCUAGUUUUAUUUCUCCCUAUUUAACAUCUGGGUUUGUUCCUUCAUUUCCUUUCCAGCCUGGUAUGGAAUACUCAUUCCCAGGAAUGUUAAGGGAUGCAUCCUAUUACCCACGUAAAGACUCUGUGAGCAUUAGUGGACUUUACUCCAGAUUAAACCAGGAAAACCAAUAA
Messenger RNA from Bombina bombina (fire-bellied toad), 1456 nucleotides. RefSeq names its product DMRT like family A1 (gene DMRTA1). The record is from RefSeq and is a predicted model, not a curated record. The coding region runs from base 140 to 1456 and encodes 438 amino acids. The transcript is spliced from 2 exons. Gene Ontology annotation, molecular function: RNA polymerase II cis-regulatory region sequence-specific DNA binding; DNA-binding transcription factor activity, RNA polymerase II-specific; protein binding. Gene Ontology annotation, biological process: sex differentiation; regulation of transcription by RNA polymerase II. NCBI's taxonomy places the organism in Eukaryota, Metazoa, Chordata, Amphibia, Anura, Bombinatoridae. Gene Ontology annotation, cellular component: nucleus.